This is a messenger RNA of Musa acuminata AAA Group (dessert banana), 961 nucleotides long. RefSeq names its product heavy metal-associated isoprenylated plant protein 28. Gene Ontology annotation, molecular function: metal ion binding. The transcript is spliced from 3 exons. Bases 518 to 784 code for a protein of 88 amino acids. The record is from RefSeq and is a predicted model, not a curated record. Lineage: Eukaryota; Viridiplantae; Streptophyta; Magnoliopsida; Zingiberales; Musaceae.
CUCUCUUCUUUUUCUUUAGCCACUCUCCCUUUCUCUUUCCCUUUCUUUUUUAGUAUCCUUGCCUGCAAUCUCCAGACAUUCUUAACUGUGUUGUUGUCUGUCCUCUCCCUUCUCAUACAUCCCAUAAAAGCCAGCUUGGACUCGUCAAUGGCCACCGCCACCACCACCACCACCACCCUCAUCAUCAUCACCCAUUGCUCGCAGCUCCUCUCUCUUUUCCUCAGGGCAAGCCUAGAUUCUUGAGCUCCCCGCAACCCCAUCCACCUCGGUCCACUCGCUGCCUUGUUUCUAGCUACCACGCUUUCCUUUACAAAAGCAGCCAAAGGAAGAAUAUUAUUCCUUAAUUGAACUCUCGGAAUCACUUCAGCCCCCUUUGGCAUCUUUUGCUGCCUUCACUAUAUAACCCACCCGGCAUUCUCCUUCCAGACUUAUCGAUUCCCUCUGCUUUCAUGUGCCUGCUUCCUUCUCCCACACUCUCCCAGAAUCACAGUGCAACCCUGGAGUCUUCUUCUUCUUCAUGGAGACUAUUGAGCUGAAGGUGGACAUGGUGGCAUUGCAUGAGAAGAGAUUGAGGAAAUGCCUAUCCAAAGUCAAAGGGAUAGAGAGGGUUGAGGUGGAGGCCAGCAUCGAGAAGGUGGUGAUCACCGGGUAUGCAAACAGGAAUAAGGUCGUGAAGGCCCUCAGGAGAGUGGGGCUGCGAGCGGAGUUCUGGUCUGCGCAUAAUGAGAUACUCAGCACCUAUGCCACUGGAAGCGUCAUGUUCAACACCUACAGUUUCUUUUAGGGAGCCGCAAUGCAUACACAUCCUAACAACACUAUCAUAUCUUUGUUCAUUUGUUUCUUCUGCCUUUUCCUUUGUUUGAGAGGGGACCGGUGGCCAUGUUUCACUGCCACAAGCUCUGAGAAGAGUUAUCUGUGUUCAUCCUAAUAAUCCCCGUGUUUUCUGUAACUAAGAGGUGGU